Molecule: messenger RNA, 1059 nt
Organism: Neofelis nebulosa (Clouded leopard)
Lineage: Eukaryota; Metazoa; Chordata; Mammalia; Carnivora; Felidae
Gene: MPC1
Product: mitochondrial pyruvate carrier 1
Exons: 6
Coding region: 120-578 (152 amino acids)
Biological process (GO): pyruvate import into mitochondria
Cellular component (GO): mitochondrial inner membrane
Source: RefSeq, a predicted model, not a curated record
GUCGUGACGCGGGCCCCGGGGGCGGGGGCGGCGUUCCCGCUGUUCGCUGGACUGGGUGUCAUUGGGCUCCGAGGAGCGGCGGCCGGGGCACUGCGGGGUGUCUGGUGUCGGGCACGGCCAUGGCGGGCGCGCUGGUGCGGAAAGCGGCGGACUAUGUCCGGAGCAAGGACUUUCGGGACUACCUCAUGAGUCACUUGCAUCACGUUUCUGCGGGACAGCUUCCCUCUGAGGCUUCAGCGUUAGACCGUGUCGUGAAACGGAGUACGGUAAGAAAAUUGUUCUCCUUCAUUUCAGGCUUUUGCAGACUUUCUGCACUAACAGAGCACUUCUGGGGCCCUGUAGCCAACUGGGGUCUUCCCAUUGCUGCCAUCAAUGACAUGAAAAAGUCUCCAGAGAUUAUCAGUGGGCGGAUGACAUUUGCUCUCUGCUGUUACUCCUUGACGUUCAUGAGAUUUGCCUACAAGGUGCAGCCUCGAAACUGGCUUCUCUUCGCCUGCCACGCCACAAACGAAGUCGCCCAGCUCAUUCAGGGGAGUCGCCUCAUCAAAUACGAGAUGACUAAAAAGGCAUCGGCAUAACAAGGGAAAAUGAAAAACCAGCUGUUGGAAGGGAAGCUAUGCCGCUGCUGAGUCAGUCUGCCUCACGAUAGGCUCGCUAAGGAAAACAGGCUGGCUGCUAUUUUUACUAACCAGUUUUUCUAGAAAUAGCUGAGAGUCCCGAAGCCAACUCUCUGCUGCCUUACAAGUACCGAAUAUUUUACUUGUCUUCAUAAAGAGUAGCUCAAAAUAUGCAAUCAAUUUAGUAAUUCCCGAUGAUGGUUUUAUCUGCGGUAAUAUGUAUAGUACCUGUUAGAACUUAAUGAAAAACCGAAGAGAACAUCGUUUGUAAUUAUUAGCAUUUAAGUACUCAGAAUUCUUAACUGUAAUGACCACGAGACCGACGGCUGGCCACAUACUCCAAUCUCAUUGCCAAUGUUUUGAAAAAGUGUGUAUUUCCGUGCAGUGUGUAUACUGAGCUGCUGGAACUUAAUGGCAAUAAAUGAUUUAAAUAUUUGUCAAA